AAUGGAAACAGAAAAACCAGUAACGGGACUGGAGGGAGUAAACCAGCAGCUCUCCAUGGAUAUCGACGGAGAACCAGACCUGGACAGCUUCCCCAUCCUGGUCAGAUCCAUGUCCACGUCCAGGAGGCACAGCUGGGGCGUCCCGGUGUCCCCCAUCAACCUGGGAAGGAGACUCAGUCUGGAUCCGAUGGCCAUGGACAGCGAUGGAGAAAGAGACGACGAGGACGAGCCACAGAACCGACCUGGAGACGAGUCGGACGCUUCCAGUUUGACGGCCGGCGCUGUUCCUGGAAGGCAUCUGUACUCCCGCUCAGAGAUCCUCGCCACGGACGACUAUUCCCGAGCCGCACACAUUUCUCGAGUUGUUCAGACGUCCAAACAGGCCGCGAGGGCAGCCGGAGCCGACGAGUUCGACCCCGAAGAAAACCUUCAUUCUACAGAAGGCCAGAGCCACAUGCUGAUGGUACAGAAAGUUCUGCAGGAGCUAAAGCUGUACCAUGGAGCGAAGCAGAGAAACAACAGAUCAGGCAGCAAAGAUUCAGGAAGUGUCACUUGGUACGAGUUCCUCUCUAAUGAGAAUGAGGAAGAGGAAGAUCGAACAGAGAAGGUGGAGAAAGGUACGAAGGUGAAGAGAACUCUGAGCUCUCUGAGGAACAGGGUGACUGGAUCCUUCAACAAAGACAAGGGUAAGAACCGAGAGAAGGCGAAGGAGAAGGAGGCCAAAGAGAAAGUGUGCAGCAGCAGCAGCAGCAGCAGCAGCGGCAGCAGCAGCAGCAGCAGCGGGCAUCACUUGGUGCCCGGCUCCUUCUCCAGCUGUGCCACCUGCUCACUGUGCAGCAAGACCCUGCAGAAAAAGCAUGGCCUGCAGUGCAUGAAUUGCGCCGUGAACGUUCACAAGAGCUGCAAGUCUCUGCUGGGGGAGUGCACCAGCAGCAAGAACAAGAGAGAUUCUCUGCAGAGGCCCGGCCCAUCAGGAUCUCCUAGCCUUGCGCUGAAAGACCGGGACCGGGAGCGGGAUCAGGCCGGCCCAGCCGCUUCUCAGGCCCUGGAUGGCCACCGAGGUUUCCUCAGCGCCCCAGGCAUGACCAUUAGUCCGUGGGGACCCAGCACUCAGCCUUCUGCCGCCCAGACCACCAGCUCCAGUGCAGCCUCCAGCCUCGGCCACAGCCUCCGUCACAACAACAGCUCAGGAUCCCUCCCCGGGGAGAUGGAUGAGACAGAUGCUCUCCGCUCCAAACGCUGCAAUGAAGACUCCAUUUCCCUCGCUCCUUCCACCACCGAGGCCAUCAUCGUAGAAGACGCUCACUAUGCAGCAGUACGAGCCGACCUGGACUCUGACGCCCAGGACUUGGAGGUGGACUCGUGGAGUUUGGCAGUUGACCAGCAGUAUCUUAAGAAGCACUCUAAAGACACGGUGAAGAGGCAGGAUGUGAUAUACGAACUGAUGCAGACGGAGAUGCACCACGUGCGGACGCUGAAGAUAAUGCUGCGUGUCUACGUCCGAGAGUUGAAGGAAAACCUCCAGAUGGACUCCGGCAGGCUCGACUGUCUGUUCCCCCGUCUGGAAAACCUCCUCGACCUCCACACACAUUUCCUGUCUCGUCUCAAAGAGCGGCGGCGAGAAAACCUCGUCUCUCCCAAUGACAGAAACUACACCAUGAACAGAGUGGCAGAUAUCCUGAUCACACAGUUCUCAGGUGAAAUAGGAGAGAGGAUGAAGGACAGUUAUGGAGAUUUCUGCAGCCGCCACCCUGAAGCUGUCAGCUACUACAAAGAUCAGAUGCAUAACAACAAAAGGUUCCAUAACAUCAUACGGAAAAUCAACAACCUGUCCAUUGUACGGAGGCUGGGAGUACCCGAGUGCAUAUUGUUGGUGACGCAGCGGAUUACCAAAUACCCAGUACUAGUGGAACGCAUUCUGCACAACACUGAAGCGGGUUCGGAGGAGCACGAGGAUCUGACUCGAGCUCUGGGUCUGAUCAAAGACACCAUCGUGCAGGUGGACACGCUGGUCAACCUCCACGAGAAGAACUCCAGACUGCGCGACAUUCACAACAAGAUGGAGCCAAAGGCGCUGGGAAAAAUCAAAGACGGACGAGUGUUUCGUAGGGAGGACCUCGCUCAGGGCCGGAGACGGCUGCUGCAUGAGGGGACAGUCAGCUGGAAGGCAGCUUCAGGCAGACUCAAAGAUAUUCUUGCGGUGCUUCUGUCAGAUGUGCUGCUGUUGCUACAAGAGAAGGAUCAGAGAUAUGUAUUUGCUACAGUGGAUAACAAGCCGUCGGUGAUCUCUCUCCAGAAGCUCAUUGUCAGGGAGGUGGCCCACGAGGAACGAGCCAUGUUUCUCAUCUGUGCUUCCUCCAAUGAGCCGGAGAUGUACGAGAUCCACACCACCUCCAAGGAGGAGAGGAACACGUGGAUGACGCACAUUCGGCAAGCUGUCGAGAGUUGUCCUCACACUGAGGAGAGGCUGUUCAGCGAGGAAGAAGAGGCACGAGCUUCCAGGCUGAAAGAAUUUCAAGAGCGACUUUGCCAGAAGGACGUGGUGAUCGUUCAGGCUCUAACCGAGAAGCUGCAGCUGUUUGCGGACAUGGCCGAGUCUGUCGCAGGCCUGGAGGACGCAGCUUCCAGGUCCAGGCUGCUGCUUCGAGGAGAUGCCUCGGACCUCCACCAGGGGGAGACGCUGCUCAAAGGAGCCAUCACCGAGGUGGAGAACCUCCAGAACCUGCUGCAGUCUGGAGUGAGGGACGAGGCGCCGCCCUCCCGGAUGGAGGAAGGCGGAGGCUCCGGGGUUCUGCCCAGGAGAGCAGACACCUUCGGGGGCUACGACAGCAGCCCCGCCAUCCUCAGUAAGAAUGGCAGCGUGAAGAAGAACUUUUGUGGCGAGUCCAGAAACAGAGACAGAAGCCAAAGAGCCAGCUCGGACCCUCAGCUCAAAGACCUCUGUGGCAGCCACGCCCUGGAGCAGACGGUUGAUGAGAGCUGCUGCUCUCCUGCCAGAUGGAAUCGCAUCUGGUCCAACUCCUUCCCCGAGGCCGAGUUCUUUGACAGAGUGCUGAUGCUCUCCCAAAGGCUCUACAGUCUGCAGGCCAUCAUAUCCCAGCAGGACAGCCACAUCGAGCUCCAGAGGGCCUCCCUGACAGAACGGGCCUCUCUUCCCGGCCGCCACAGAGGAAACGUCCUCCUGGAGCAGGAGAAGCAGCGAAACCUGGCCCUGCAGAGAGAAGAGCUGGCCAGCUUCCACAAGCUGCAGUCUCAGCACCGGCAGGAGCAGCAGCGCUGGGAGAAGGAGAGGGAGAGACACCGGCAGCAGGUGGAAGCUACCGAGGCCCGGCUGAGGCAAAGAGAGGAGGAGUGCCGACGGCUGGAGGAACAUCUGGCGAAGGAGAGGGAGGAGUUGGACAGGCAGAGGAAGACCUACCAGGAGGACCUGGAGAGGCUGAGAGAGUCCACCAGAGCUGUGGAGAAGGAAAAGGAACGUCUGGAGCACCAGAAGAAGAUCAAGAGGAAGACCAUUGAGGUGGCUCCAAUGUCCGGUAGUCUGAACGGGGAGCUCCUCUCGUCCUCCAGCUCCUCCGGUAUCCCCGACCUGCCGCUGCCCCCGAAGCCCCUGGUCCGGGCCAGCCUGUCGGUGGCGCCGGCCGACUACCCGGAGCGCCCCGAGGUGACGCUGCGCCGGGAGACGACGUCGUCCACUCUGCCGCUGAAGACGGAAGUGCCGCUGCAUCUCUUCAGCACCACCAACCAGCAGCACAAGCUGGUCGGCGUGCAGCAGCAGAUCCCCACCAAACUGGCCGCCAUCAACAGCGGCAAGAACAAAGGAGGGAAGAGCGGCAAAGCUUCGCAUCGCACCGACAGCACUGCCUCGGUGGACAUGAAGCAGAUGCUGCCCCUGAAACUGUCCUCCAGAGAGGACAACGCCCUGAAGGCCAAACGCUCCAUCAGCCCCCACCAGCAGCUGCCUCCGUCGGCGCCUCCUCAGCCCUCGCAUCACCUGGCAGAUCAGCUCAGUCCUCCAGACAGCGGCGGACCAGACGGCCUCUCCGCCUCCCAGAAGCCCGUCGUGCCUCCUGCUCAUCCCCAGCCCUCCAUGCAGCCUCCCCACUCCCAGAGCGCCGGAUCCCUGCAGUUCCAGCCGCCGAGCGUCGCUCCUGGCAGCCAGGUAAAUGUUCACGGGCUCAGCCACAGCCACAGCAUGCCACCACCGUACCACAAAAUCACCACAGAGGACCUCAACAAGGAGGACGUCAUCUUUUUCUAAACUCAAGUCAAACACAGAGUACAAAAAUAACUUUCAACGCGACGAUGCGACGUUUGUUUUAACACGGUUUGAAUGUCGGUACGAAGUUGCAGCAGUUUCUGUUUUUAACACCGCUCCCCCACGUUUGCUUCUAAACUGCCAAUAAUAGAGUAAUAGUUGGGUUUUAUUUAAUUCUUAGUUUUAUAUCUAAACUCAAUCUUUGGGGAAAUGAAGGCUUCUUGUGUGUGUCAAAGGUUUCACUGAAGUGAAAUCAAUCCAAAGACAUGAAGCUGAAGACGUGACUGAAAGGAACGCUGUGAAAGAUGAGUUUUUUCCUGGAGAGGAGAGGAGUUAUGGACGGACAGACCUGAUGGCGGGUUUCUACUGGACCUGGAUGAAAGAAGUGAACCGGCUCCUCACACACAAACACUCUCCGCUUGAUGUUUUUCCUUUGCACAGUGUGAAUCCUCCAUUCCAGACUAAUGAAUGACCUUUUGUGGACUAACUGUGUUUUACUUGGUUUGUACAGCUGUUUGGUUUCAUUUUCUUAUUUGUCAUUGGUCUUAAUAGUGCUGAAUACCGAAGGAUCGCAUCUUUAACGCUGCAGCUGGUUCUCAAAACCCGACUUCGAUCAGUUUUUUCUAAGCUGUUGUGUUCUUAAUUCCAAUUGAGGGAGCUUUUGGUUACUUGUGCUGUUUUUCCACACUCCCAGAAUCCUUUGCUGGGUCUUUGUGGGGCUUAAACACUGAAGGUUAAAUAAUUUGUACUUUAUGAUUCUAGCUUAUUUCCAAACAGCUUCUUAAGCACAUACAGAUGCACUGAUCGACUGUUUAAUUUAAAAUCCACAUUAAAAUUUAAAGGUAUUUUUCACAGACUUGUAGCUUGAAAUGAAGGAAAUUAGCUAAAAUUGGCUAAAAUUUUGUCUCACUUGUGUUGCAUUUUAACCCAAAAAUCUACCCUUUUGAAAGACAAAUCUGUAUGAAUCAUUUCUGUUGCUUUUUUUAGUGGAAUUAUACUGAAGGUACUGUAUGUUUCUAGACAUUUCAUGCUGGAUUAAAAGAGCAAAAUUAACUUUAAACUGCUUCUAUUUUCUGGACAUGACAGGAGAGCGAUUGCGCACAAAAAAUUAAUGUCCACCAUCGUGAUUAUGGCUGAUAAUAUACUAAUUUUGCACUAGUUGGGGGAAAAUAAUGAACCACGAUCUGAGGUGAAUUCGUCAAUCUACUGUAUCACAUGCAUUGUGCAUCGCGUUCUCUAUAUUUAUGCACACGACUGAGACUCACAAGACACAGAAGCUAGAUAAUACAGAGAGCUGAAGCAGUUUAAAGUUAAUAGAAUUCCCAAUUCAAUCCACAGCAGUUUAAUCCUCAGAAUCAAAUCAAAAAAAUGAAUGUUUUUGUGCUAUUUUUGGUGAUGCCAGUUUUAAUUAACCCUCAUGUCGUCCUGCGGGUCAAAUUGACCCAAUUUAAAGUUUGAAAAUGUGGAAAAAAAAUAUUUUCACAGUGAAACUUCUGAUGUCCACAUUUUCAACAUUUUUGGGAAAUUUUUGAACAUUUUUUGGUGGAAAAAAAAUGUUAAAAAUGUUUUUAAAGAAAAUAUCAGAAGUUUUACUGAUAUAUAUGGAGUCACUUUUUUAAAAAAUAUUUUUAGGAUUUUUUUCAAGAUUUUUACAAAUUUUUUUGAAAAUAUUUACAAGAAUUUUCUUGCCAAAUUUGGGGGAUUUUUUUUAUUAUAAAAUUUUUAAGGGAAACUUUUAAGGAAUUAUUGGAAUUUUCUUCCUGAAGGUUUUGCAAAUUUUCAGAAAUUUGGGGAUUUUUUUUCAGAAUUUUUGGAUUUUUUUUCAGACAAGGAAACAAUAUUUUUAGGUGCCCAUAAAUGAAGACAACAGGAGGGUUAAUGCUCUGAGGUGUUAUUGAUUCCUGUCGAUAUUUCAAUCCUUACUGUGACGGAUGCAGCGACUCUCAUCUGUUGUCUCACAGAAAAAUCUGAAGAUUUUCAUCCCGUUAUUUUCCUCAGUGUACACAACAUCCCUUUAAAUCAUGAAGCAGGUGACCAAUUGUCUUUGGACAUAAAAAUAUCAGUGUUUGUCCAAAGCAGCUGGUGUAUAUGAUGUGUGUUUUAGACUCCAGAUGUUCACCAGAAGUCUGCUUGUCUGUAUAUGGGUGUGUACAAUCAUUCAUCGCCACUGUGUAAAUGAAGCUGAAGGUUUGUGUGUUUACUCUCCUGGUAUGAAGUCGUAGCAUUAAGGUGAAGGUGCACCGGCCGUCGGCUCGGUUUCACCAGGACAAACCGCAAAAAAAUGGACCGUCUGCUUGUUUCGGAGGGUUAAAACCAGAGACCCUCAGCCGACUGGUCUCCAAGGAUAAACGUGUUGUCAUCCACAAAGUGUCGUAGAAACAAGCCUCCGGGUGUGUUCACUGCACAUCGUAGUCCAGCUUCAUCCUGCUUCUGAUCCCAGGUCUGGGCCUGUUUGCACAGCAGAUGUCUGUAAACAAAUGAGAUCAAAUAACAGACCUAACAAUAAAAGAGUACACAGUUGUGGAGUAAAGUGUGAAAUACAUGGUGGUAGGUUCAGAUUUUUUUCUUACAUAGUUGUAGAUUUUUAUUUUCUGGACUUCAUGUGCAUGUUGACACACUUGUAGGUGGAAAAGUGAAGAAAUUUUACCAGAGUGGGCAAAAGAAUCUCAGCUGAAGGUCGACUUACUCGCUUUUUUACCAUUGCAUCACUUGGUCUUCAUCAACAGUUAAACCACUGUUUCAGAAAAUCACUUGGACUUGCUAGAAGUGCAAAAGUGCAAAACUUUCAAACAGUUUUGUGGCAUUGAGACCCCAGGAUGUUCCUAUAAGUGUAUAGAUAUGGAUGUAUUCAUAUUUCCCACUAAAAUACAGUCUUUGUUCGACAUUUCACCAACUUUUGAGGCUCUAACAUCAGUAGAAUUUGAUGUGUGGACAUGUAUGGUGAGAAAAAGUUCCAUUGAUUUCAGUUCAUUUUUGCUGUUUUGACAAAACUGGUGUGCCUAGAGGUUUGUAUAUUGUCAUUAUAUGUGCAGAAAUGGAGUUUAAAUGCAGAGGUUACCAACGUGUUAGGCUUCCAGAUGAAGAAAUGACACACCUUUUAAUUAUUGAUCCUUGAAAAUUGAAAAAAAAUGCAUUUUUUCAAAUAAUUGUGGUGCUGUGGUCCUAAAAAGCUCCCUUUGAGGCCUCUAACAUCAACAGAAUUUGAUGUGAGCAAAGUAGAGCAAGACAAGGUUCACUUCUGUCCAUUUCUUGGCUAUUUUGACAAAAUGGUGACGUGGAGCACAAGAACUAAUGUGUAUAGGGUCUAUAUGGGCCAUAUGGUCAAAAAGAGAGUUUAAGUGCAGAUGUUUCCGACCUUUUUGGCUUCCAGAUGAAAAAAUAAUCUUUUCUUUUUCUUUUGACCCUCGAAAAUGGAAAAAAAAAAAGUGGAAAUUUUCAAACAGUUCUAUGGUAUUGAGACCUCAGAAAGUUCCUGUAAGUGUUUAAAUAUGGAUAUAUCCAUAAUUCCUCCUAAAAAAUACAGUCUUUGGUCAACAUUUCACCAACUUUUGAGGCUUUAACAUGAGUAGAACUUGAUAUAUGGUAAGAAAAGGUUUAAUUUUUUUCUUUUUUUUUUUUGCUAUUUUGACAAUGUUGAUGUGAAGUACAAAAACUAGUGUGUACAAUGUCUAUAUAUUGUCAUUAUAUGGGCAAAAAUAGACUUUAACGGCAGAGUCUCCCAAACUUUUUGGCUUCUAGAUGAAGAAAUGAUCAUUUCUUUUAAUUUUGCCCAUUAAAAGUGGAAAAAAGUGCCAAUUUUACAAACAAUUGUAGCAUUGGGACCCCAGAAAGUACUUGUAAGUGUGUAUAUCUAUGGAUGGAUCCACAUUUCCUCCUAAAAUACAGUCUUUGGUCGACAUUUCACUAACUUUUGAGGCUCUAACAUGAGUAGAACUUGAUAUAUGGUAAGAAAAGGUUCAAUUUUUUCUUUUUUUUGUUAUUUUGACAAAAUGUUGAUGUGAAGUACAAAAACUAGUGUGUAUAGGGGUCUGUAUAUGGUCAUUAUAUGGGGAAAAAUAGAUUUUAACGACGGAGUCUCCCAAACUUUUUGGCUUGUCGAUGAAGAAAUCAUCAUUUCUUUUAAUUUUGCCCCUUAAAAAUGGAAAAAAGUGCAAAUUUUACAAACAGUUGUAGCAUUGGGAUCCCAGAAAGUACUUAUAAGUGUGUAUAUCUAUGGAUGGAUCCACAAUUUCCACUAAAAUAGAGUCUUUGGUCGACAUUUCACCAACUUAUGAGGCUCUAACAUCAGUAGAAUUUGAUGUUUUGGCAGUUUUUUGCUAUUCUUUCGAUGUAUUCAUAGGAACACAGUAACGGGUGUGUCUAGGGGUCUAUACGUUGUUAUUAUAUGUAACAAGCUGCUUCCAUGUUGAAAUUUAACAACAUAUAAUACAUAUACCUACAGUAUAUGCUGAAGAAGACCAUGUGUGUGGUGCUUGAAAGCUAAAAACAGCCGCUUAAGUUGACCUUGAGAUGGGAUUUCUUCGUCAAACUUAAUUCAAGAUUAAUUUUAUGCUCAUCCAGACAUUUCCCAGUACAUUUUCUUUAGUUUUUUUCUUUUUCAUUCCUAAUGAAAGCAAUUGGACGACAGGAAAACUUUAGUUCUGCUCCAGACUUUUAUUAAAACUUCAACGGGGAGAUCAGAUGGAGGCUUUGGAGUCUUACAUGUUGCUGAACUGUUUUUUUUUUGUUUGUUUUUUUUUUUGCUCCGUUUUAUCAUUUGGAAACCGAUCAGUCACUUCACUGUGUGUGUGUGUGCAUGUCUUUUUGUAUCUGUGUGUGUGCGUAUGUGUACAAAAAACACACUGAAAUUGUGUUUUUGUUAAUUCUACACACACACACACACACCUGCCGGACCUGUAAUAUGUAAAUAAUCAUGAACAUAUUUUAUUUCCUCAGCCAAUUUUACACUAGUCACUUUGAAUAGUAGCAUACUUGAAGGGGAAAAUGAAUGUUUAUAAUAUUAUUAUUAUUAUUGUUGUUGUUGUUGUUGUUGUCUGUGAACUUUUAUUUACCGACAUGCUGUCUAAUGAUAUUUGUAGCACGCAGAGGAACUGAUUUUUGUACUGUUGUAUUUUAUUCACUGCGCAACGUUAGAACAAACUGUGGACACAAACUGCUGCCUUUAGAGGAGUUUAGUAAUAAAAAAGUCUUCUGAAAUAA
This is a messenger RNA of Amphiprion ocellaris (clown anemonefish), 9454 nucleotides long. RefSeq names its product rho/rac guanine nucleotide exchange factor (GEF) 18b (gene arhgef18b). The record is from RefSeq and is a predicted model, not a curated record. Gene Ontology annotation, biological process: small GTPase-mediated signal transduction. NCBI's taxonomy places the organism in Eukaryota, Metazoa, Chordata, Actinopteri, Pomacentridae. The coding region runs from base 2 to 4258 and encodes 1418 amino acids. The transcript is spliced from 30 exons. Gene Ontology annotation, molecular function: guanyl-nucleotide exchange factor activity.